This is a messenger RNA of Haliotis rufescens (red abalone), 2901 nucleotides long. RefSeq names its product cap-specific mRNA (nucleoside-2'-O-)-methyltransferase 2-like. Bases 166 to 2610 code for a protein of 814 amino acids. Gene Ontology annotation, biological process: 7-methylguanosine mRNA capping. Gene Ontology annotation, molecular function: methyltransferase cap1 activity. Gene Ontology annotation, cellular component: cytoplasm; nucleus. NCBI's taxonomy places the organism in Eukaryota, Metazoa, Mollusca, Gastropoda, Lepetellida, Haliotidae. The record is from RefSeq and is a predicted model, not a curated record. The transcript is spliced from 12 exons.
UGACAGCAUGCUCUUGUACCAGGGUUUUUCAGAGCAUGACUUUUAGGACACGUAUGCAAUCAGAAUGACAAUUACUUUAUAUGCUUCCUUGUAAUAUUAACCGGCGAACUGUUGCUGGCUCUUGCCUGGCCCGGGUCUGCGUUUUGUGUAAAGCGAAACUUCUAGAUGGGACCGAAAAGGAAACGCUUUGAUUCUUAUAAUACUCUCUCUCAUCAACUAGAUCCAAGUUCAAAGGAUAAGGUAGAGAAAAUAUUCAAAAAAAAGUUCAGCUAUUCUACUCUCAGACACAAGACCCUGAGACUACGUUGUCAAGGUAAUAAACAGACACAGGGGAAGCAAGGUGACGAGGGAAGGAAGUUAAUGGUCAGCGAUGACAAGUCCAAGACGGAACACCAGGAAACCUGUGAAGCGUCGAUGCAGAAACCAGCGGAUCUUGAAGAUAAUGAAGAGCUCUGCUGGAAAGUACAGGAUCUCAUCUCCCUGAAGGAAGAUCUCAAUACACUGAAGGAUGAGCUGAGUGAUAAAGAUGUUCUGGAGUGGCACAAGCACACCUGCUUCACCAACCUAGCAGGCGGAGUUGUACAAGAGCUGAAACAGGUGUUCCAUGCAGAGCUGUGUACGCAGGCAUGGGGCAAGUUUUUCGAGAUUGUGUCCACCUUCACACUUGUCCCGCUGACGACAGAGGUGUUCAACUCUGUCCAUUUGUGUGAAGCACCCGGGGCCUUCAUUGCUGCUCUCAACCACUUCCUGAUGUCUCAAGCUUUCUCUGGUACAUGGUCGUGGCUGGGUACGACACUGAGUCCGUACUACGAGGGAAACAGCCUGGUCCAGAUGAUCGAUGACGACAGGUUCAUCAGGUCGACACUGGACAACUGGUACUUCGGGGAGGACGGGACAGGGAACAUCAUGGACUAUGAGAACCUCCAGGGCCUGAAGGACAGAACACAACACAUGGGAGAUGUACAGCUGGUGACGGCAGACGGCAGUAUCGACUGUCAGAACACUCCGGCUGAACAGGAGGUGGUGGUGUCCCGUCUACACUACUGUGAGGUGCUUACAGCUCUUCACAUCUUAUCACCAGGUGGAGCUUUUGUGGUGAAACUCUUUACCAUGUUCGAGUCCUCCACCGUGUGCCUUAUGUAUCUACUUUGUUCACAGUUUGAACAGGUGAAUGUGUUCAAGCCCCCGACCAGCAAGUCGGGUAACUCCGAGGUGUACACGGUCUGUCUGGGGUACAGGAAGCAGAUGAAAGGUCAUGCCCUCGAGACACUGUGUCGACAUUUCUUCUCUGAAACAGCCGCAGAAGAAAUCCCAAUAUUUGAGAAAGCAGACAUACCUUCUUCAUUUCUGCAAGAACACAUUGAAUGUUGCCGAUUCUUCACAAAGCAUCAAUCAGACACGAUCCGCGGCAACCUUCACUUGUACGGGGACUUCUCGCCAGACCAGAGGACGAGGAUGCAGGCCAUGAAGGACUACUGCACGGAGCUGUUCGUCAACACCUACAACGUGAACACCAUCCCCGGCUACAUGAAGAUCACACACCAAUCACACAAGAAGUAUGCGUCCAAGUUUGAAAUCAUCUCUUCCUCUGGGAAACAGGGCAGUGCCUAUGAUAAGCCAGUCACUCAGCGUAUACACUCGGGGUCGUUCAAGUGCCGGGUGGAGCAGAGUCAGUUGCCAUGGAGACAGAGGGUGCAGCUAUUGGAGAAGCUGGACUUAAAGGAUGCCAGCUUGUCAUUGGAGUGCACAGACCCCCUACAUCCAGCAGAAAUAAACUACUGGACAGUCGGUAAAGGGAGGCCACUCUUGCGUGUUAUUAGCUCACGGCUCUGUGAUGGCUACCUCACCAAACAGAUGAACACAGUCUUAGACAAUGCACAGUUGACUUCAGACAGCGACCCUGGGGUUUGUUACAAGGAGGUGGCACGUGUCAUCUCAGAGUUACUGUCGCAGCGCUGUGAGUCAAUCAGUGCAAACAACCAACAGGUGGCACUGAUGGUGGCAGAUGACGACUUGCAUCUCUACCUUCAAGAGCACCUGCCCUACAGGUGUAGCACCUUGGACAACAUUGGUGACAUGCACAUCUCCGACAGUGGCAACGCUGUUGUUGUGCUGAGUGUCUGUGACGUCACCAUGGAGACUGGUGGAGAGGAACUGGCUGUUCGCAGGAAAUUCCUGUCAAGAUUGAUCCAAGUUCUCAAGGUGAUGCCUGAGGGUGGCCACCUUGUGCUGCACCUCCACACGUCGCUGACACUCUUCACCGCCGGCCUGCUCUACAUCCUGGCACGCAUGUUCUCUCAGGUGUCGAUGUGUCCACAGUUGCCAGGUGUGUGGUUACAGCAGGUGCUGUACUUUGAGGGGUUUGGGGACCUGCAUCCCAGUGUGUUGACGUACUUGGAGUCUGUUGAUUCCCAGAUGUCAGGUCACACCAGCCAGGACAUGGAGGUGUUGGAGGUUCUUCCCAAAACCAUCAUCAUUAAUGAUGUUGUCUUUACCAGAUUCAUGUUGAGUGUGAACAGAAGUUUCAUAGGCAACUUUGUGAAUGCUGUGAUUGAUGCAGAGAGAGCACGUCUAUCAGAUGGUGAAUCAGAACCAAACACAUCCAGCUGACAAGAAAAGGACACAUCCAUGCUGGAGACCUGACAAGAUCUAUCCCUUUCAUUCCAUCAAGCAGACGUGAACCAAACACAUCCACCAUCAAGCAGACAUGAACCAAACACAUCCACCAUCAAGCAGACAUGAACCAAACACAUCAAGCAGACGUGAACCAAACACAUCAAGCAGACAUGAACCAAACACAUCCACCAUCAAGCAGACGUGAACUAAACACAUCAAGCAGACAUGAACCAAACACAUCAAGCAGACAUGAACCAAACACAUCAAGCAGACAUGAACCAAACA